AGUCAUAGCGAUAUUAAAUUUUCCGGAAUUAUUGAAGUGAAGAAAAACACGCUACCAAAGUGAUACAUAUAGAAAAUUUACGUAAAUUUUAAUAUUCAAAUUGAAUCAUAAGGGAAACUAAUAAUAGAAACGAGAAAGUACUAAAAGCAAUAUGGUGAUACCCAAGGAAAUAUUGAGUGAUUACAAGGAAGUGUACGAAAAGGCGGUCAAAUUGGUCAAUGAGGAAAGUAAAAAUGACCCGCCCACAGACCCAUAUCGAUCACAUUACGAGGCCAGGGAUUUGCUAUUGCAAAUGAAGGAAAAUCUUAAGAACUCUUUGAUUUCCGUACAAGCGGAAGAGGCUGACAAUGGAGUAGAUGAUUUCACCUAUCAAAUUAUACAGGCCUUUGUUUGUCGUGAUCUGGGACGCAUUUAUGUUUUCUGUGAGGAAGCUUCGACUGGAGAAAAUUAUUUAAAGGAAUGUUUAGAUUUAGUUAAGGAGAGGAAAUUGGAACCAAUUGCAGUUAUACCUUAUGUGGGAGCUAUGAACGAAUUAGGCAUUGUCUAUGCCAAUCGUUCCGAAUAUAAAAAAGCUCAUGAAUAUUUAAUUGACAGCGAAAAGGCCUACAAAGAUUUCAAGUCAUCUUCCAAGAAUGCUUUAGCUAUUACCGAUAUAUUUGGUACUGAAGAGGAAAUUGAAGAGGGCAAAGGUCCUAAGGAGUUGGAAAGUCUCUACACUUUAUGUACUUUUUAUAUGGCUCAGGUUUAUGGUCACCUGGGAGAGUUGGAAAAAUCUGCUCAAUAUUGUCAUCUAACUUUGAGAAGACAAGUAGAAGCAAAAUCAUAUGAGGCCAUUGAUUUUGCCUUAAACUCUGCUACACUAUCGCAAUACUUUAUAGGACAAAACAUGUUCAAGCAGGCACGUCAUCAUUUGGCGGCAGCCACUUUGGUAAUGGCCGAACAUGAGGAAAAAAUGUUAACGCCACCCGAUCUUACGGACAAACAAAAACAAGAUAUUCAAGAGACCUUCAAACAUCGUUACGCAGAUAUUGCUCGCUGUUGGGCCAAAUAUGGUUUAGGUCUAUUAUCAGCUUCCAAGGAUCGUUUAUUUAACGAUGAUGAUGAAAAAUUAGCAGAAGAUGCCAAACGUCUAAAAAUAGACUCCAAUUCUUAUCUAUUUCCCAAUAUGUCCCUCGAUACGUACGAGAAACGUAUUAGCUGUGAUUAUUGUUUAACUUUUGACGACGCCAAAGAAGUCUAUCAUUUUGUAACCAAAUGGUUAGAUAUGGCCAAAGAGUAUUAUACCCCGGAAAAUGAAGCUAGUGAAUAUGCUAAAAUUAUUAAGGAUUAUGCUGAACUUUAUUUGCAUAUUGCUUUCUUCGAAGAAGAUCCUGUCAAUCAAUCGAAAAUGCAAAAGCGCAGAGCUAAAUAUUAUGAAGAACUAUUGGAGCUGUUGAAUCCAGUAUUUUAUAUGGCUAUUUGUCGCGAAUGUUGGUAUGGUGCUGGUCUCGCCUAUUGUGCUAUUUUGGAUAUAAAACUGGACUGUUUCAAAGCCAAUCGUACUGCAAAUCCACAGGAACUGCACAAAAUCAAUCAAGUAUGCCAUCAGGCCAUACAGAACUUCAAAAGCUUUAUUAAUUCUUACACUGAUAAGGAUGGUAGCCUUAAGACUAACAUCGAUGUGGAGGAACAACGUACUCUCCUCUAUGCUCACUUCCAUUUGGGAAGACUGCACUAUAAAAUUAUUACCCCCGACCAGAAUUUACAAUUGGAGAAUCUCUCCAACAGCCUUAAGUAUUAUAAAAUAUUUACCGACGAAUGCGCUAAACUCGAGGAAGCAUCUAAAGCUUUGCAAGCCGAAAUUGGAGUAUGCCGUGAAAUGGUUAAUUUAUUACCUUUAAAAAUUGCCAACGUUAAAAAACGUUUGCAUAAAUAGAUAUCUACUUUUGAAAAGGUAAAAUGUUAAUUUAUUUAUUUAUUCGUUAGUUGUAACAUAAGCCUGUGUGCAUUUUAAAAGCAACCCGUCUCAAUUCUUGUCAGUGUCUAGUUAAAAAAUAGUUCAAGCUUUUCUAUAAUAAUUUAGCUAAAAUAAAAUACUCAAAUUAUAUGUCUUAUUCUUAA
Lucilia cuprina (Australian sheep blowfly) is the source of this 2100-nucleotide messenger RNA. RefSeq names its product KIF-binding protein. The record is from RefSeq and is a predicted model, not a curated record. Bases 152 to 1915 code for a protein of 587 amino acids. Gene Ontology annotation, molecular function: protein binding. The transcript has 2 exons. Lineage: Eukaryota; Metazoa; Arthropoda; Insecta; Diptera; Calliphoridae.